AAUGAUAUGCACACAAUAGAUAUCAUAAUAACAAUAGAUAUCAUAAUAACGAUAUAUGUCCACACAAUUCCUAUCAAUGGGGGAUCUUUUUCAUGUUAAUAUCAUUGAAGAAUACCAUAUUUCUCCACCACCGGAAUCCUUCAUACCUCCUAUCACACUUCCUUUAACUUACUUUGACAUUCCAUGGCUUUUUUACUCUCCAAAUCAAACACUUUUUUUUUACAAAAAAAUACCACCAAAAUUCAUCACCACUUUAAAAAAAUCACUCUCUUUAGCCCUCCAACACUUUUACCCUCUAGCAGGAAAUCUUUUAAUUCCACCCCCUCCAAUUGAACCAUAUAUUGUUUACACUAAUGGAGAUUCUGUUUCUUUCACUAUUGCAAAAACAAACACAAAUAUUGAUAAUCUUUCUGGCAACCAUCCAAGAAAUGUCACCGACCUUUCCUCACUUUUAACCCAACUCCCAUCCCCAUCCAUUAAAAAUGACAAUGAUGACGUCACCUUGUUGGUUCUCCCUCUUCUUGCAAUACAAGUAACUGUUUUUGGUGACGAUUCCGGGUUGUCAAUUGGAGUGACGUCACAGCAUGCAGCGUGUGAUGAACGUACACUUUAUGCUUUCAUGAAGUUAUGGGCUUCAUAUUGUAAGUCUUUGUUAAACAAUGAAUCUUUAGUUGCAUUCAAGAAUAGUCCUUGGUUUGAUAGAAAUGUCAUUUUGGACCCUAAUAAUCUCAAAACAACUUUAUUAAAACAAUGGUGGAACAAAAUGAAUUCUCCCAAAAAUAAUAAUUCCUAUGAAGAAACCGAAAAAGAUAUUGUUCAAUCAACUUUCUAUUUUAGUCCAUUAGACAUUAAGACAAUCAGAGAAUAUGUUGUUGGAAAAUGCAAGAAGUUGAAAGAGGAUCCGCCACUAAAUUUGUCACUCUAUGAGACUGGAGCUUGUUAUACUUGGAUUUGUUUACUUAAGCUUCAAGAAACAAAAAAUAAUAAUAAUCCUGUUUAUUUAGGAUAUAAUGCAUCUGGGAUUAGUAGAUUGAAAUAUGAAAUUCCCUUUAGUUAUUUUGGUUGUUGUAUAGUGUUUGGGAGAUUUGGGGAGUUGGAGAGUGAAUUGUUGGGUGAAAAUGGACUUGUUUGCGCCACGCAAUCGUUCGAAAUAGAGAUUAAUAGGCUUGUAAGGGAUUUUCUUGAAGGUGGGGAGAAUUGGAUUAAGGAUUGGAAUGAGUUGAAUCUUAGGAUAAUUGGUUCACCAAAAGUAGACUUUUAUGGGAUUGAUUUUGGUGUUGGGAAAGCUGAAAAGAUUGAGAAGAUAUCAGGUGAUAAACAUGGUAGAGUUCAUGUCAUGACUAUGAAUGGAGGUAGAGAGAUUAUGGAUGGUGGACUUGAAAUUGGGGUGGUUCUUUCUAAGGACAAAAUGAGUGAAUUUACUACUCUCUUCAACAAUGGGCUAGUGGAACUUGCAAAAAAAUGCUAAUAGAGCCAAUCAAGACUUCAUUCAAAGAAAUUAAAAAAAAAAGAGUGCAUAAUUAAUCAGCUUGUUUCUCUUAAUUAGUUUUCUUUUAAUAAGCCAUUUCAAGUCCUUCUAAGCAUUGUGCUACAAAUCUUUGUAAAUGUAUUAUAUAUGGUCGAUGAAAGGAAUAUUGGCAGGACAUUUAUUCUGAAUUUUAUGCGUGUUGUAACAUUUCUAAAUGUUUAGAGGCUAGUAGUGCCACCACGAGUGGUUUGUGGUAGACUCGUAUUGGAUGAUGGACUCGUAGUCCAUGAUUGAUGCCAUCAACUUGAUGGGCCUUUCGUGAAUGCCAGUAUGCCACUAGGAAUUACUUUGCGUUUU
This is a messenger RNA of Erigeron canadensis, 1825 nucleotides long. RefSeq names its product coumaroyl-CoA:anthocyanidin 3-O-glucoside-6''-O-coumaroyltransferase 2-like. The record is from RefSeq and is a predicted model, not a curated record. NCBI's taxonomy places the organism in Eukaryota, Viridiplantae, Streptophyta, Magnoliopsida, Asterales, Asteraceae. The transcript has a single exon. Bases 56 to 1468 code for a protein of 470 amino acids.